AUGUGGCGUUUAGCAAAGAAAGCGCCUCUCAAAUUUCGGACUACUUCUGGCCGUUCGCUUUCCAUGCAGAUCAAGGACCCGAAGAACUUGUUCUCAUUCACGAAAGGGCGUUGGCUGUACAACAACGAUCAACAACUCGCCGCACGAUAUGUCCCAUUCAACAUUUCCGCUCUAGCGGACAUCGCUGUCGAAGCUGCGGAAGCACGCUCGUGUACAUCUUUUGAGAAGUUGGACGAGGGGCUUUUCAACCGCGCAUUCCUCCUUCGCUUCGAUAAUGAUAGGGAGCUCAUUGCUCGCAUCCCCUUUCCUGUUGCUGGUCCCAAGCACUUUAUGACAGCAAGCGAAGUCGCGACAAUGGAAUAUGUCCGUACAGAACUUGAACUGCCUGUUCCUCAUGUCCGAGCGUGGAGCUCUCGCGCAGAGAGCACACCUGUUGGAGCAGAAUUUAUCAUUUACGACAAGGUCCCAGGGGUGCCUCUCAGGUCGCGCUGGUGGGACCCGGAGGUCAAGGGCAUAGUGGCCAUGGACAUAAUCACGACGAUUGUCGUGUUCGAGCGACUGAUGAUUGAUCAGCGAUUUUCGCAGAUAGGAAGCAUUUACUUCAAGGAAGAUCUGCCACCUUUCUUGCAAGACCGCAGUCUCUACUCUUCUGAUGCCGCGUCUACUCCCAACUCAGAGCGCUUCCGUAUUGGUCCAAGUCUGUAUAGGGAGUUCUGGAGAGGCGGGCGAGCUGCGCUUGAUAUUGAUAGAGGACCUUGGCCUAACAUUCACUCAUUUGCGCGCGCCCUCUCUGCCUGUGAGCGGGCUUGGUUGAAGCAAAGAUCCGAUGCAACGUCACCGGAGCAUCUCGCCCUGUUGGACGACUAUGACAAACUGAUACCCUUCCUCACUCCUGCUGUGACCCCAUUCACGUUGUGGCAUCCAGACAUGCACGAGGGCAAUAUCCUUGCCACGGAAAGCGAUCCAUGCGAAAUUACAGGCGUCAUUGACUGGCAAUCCUCCCUUGUCGGGCCAUUCUUCAUGCAAGUGACACUAUCCCCUGUGCUACAUUACUCUGUCAGCCCUUACGUCGACUACACUCCUGGAAGCUCCACAAAUCCUACAUUCGCGCCUGGGUACGAAGACCUGAAUCCAGAGCAAAAGAAGGCAGCAGACCGUGCACUCAAGGCAGCCUUCAGGGCUAGGGCUUACGACCUGAAGAUGAAAGAACUCAAUCCAGCGAUGGUGGAUGUUGUUGACCGAGCCUUGGUGCGAGAGCUGUCCAUUCGUCCUAUUCGCGCCGUCACCCGCGGGAUAUCGGAGGGCUUGCCAGCGAUACGUGACGCCCUCAUCGACGUCUGUGACACUUGGGACAUCAUUGUUGGGUCACAUUCAAAAGGGACAUCCGUGGUGCCUUGCCCUAUCCAUUUCCCUGACGUGGAACGCGAGCGACAUGCGGCUGAAUAUGAAAGUCUCCUCAAACCGUGGAGCUUGCGUGAAAGUCUUCAUGAACAGCUGGGUCUUGACCCUGAUGGAUUUGUCAGGUCGGAGAAGUACGAGGCCGUAAAGGAAGCUCAUGAUGCACUACGGGAAAAGUUGAUCAACGAGGCGGAGCCAGAAGAAAAGGAGUGGCUUGUGCGAUGCUGGCCAUUCCAGGAUGGUCAGCUGGCAUAUAGCUCGGAAACUUGUCAGUGA
Cyclocybe aegerita is the source of this 1674-nucleotide messenger RNA. Lineage: Eukaryota; Fungi; Basidiomycota; Agaricomycetes; Agaricales; Hemipholiotaceae. The record is from the annotation of a GenBank genome assembly.